AAGCGGGUUCUUGUGGACGACUUGGAUAUUCUCUCCUCCCCGACAACCCUUCCCCAUCCCGUCCGCCGUCGAUCUCGCUGUAAAAAGCGUGUGGCUCUUUUUUCACGACCUAUCCAUAGACGACUCUUUUUCCAGACGCUCCUUUUUUCUCUGUGGGAAAAACGCCAUAUAACACCACCGUCAAGAGACUCCUCCAGCUUCACGAAACCUUUAUCUCUCUCUCUCUCUUUAGCAGCUGAGAGCCGACCAUCAUCACGACCUCAUUGCUAUAGCCACGUCCGACCGAAACACGAACAAGUCGUCCCGACAAAUCGCGCGACUACACUGACCUCGCGACGCCUUGAUACACCACCGGCAACUCGUAGACAAGAUCCUAGAGGUAGUUCUCCAGACGAAUCCCACCACCACACGGUCACGGACGACAGCGAACACCCUUUUCACGCACGAUGAUGGGCUCCAACUCCGGUCCUACGUGGGCCGGGACAGCUCUGACCGUCUUCGGACUGAUGAGCACCGUCAACGCGUUCAUCUACAACGAGACACUCGAUCCGUGGAACAUGAACAAGAAUCAGAACGCGAAAACCGUUUUAGAGUACACUACGACCCCGCAUAGCAACUAUACCGAGAGUCCCCAAAACUGGCGAGCUCUUCCUUGUUACACCCUCCUCCUGGACAAAUGGUACGACGGAGAACCCGACAACAACGAUUUCUUCAAGACUCAAUUCGAAUGGGAUCUCACCGAGACGCAACUUCGUUACGGUGGAGACGCCAAGGGGUUGAUGAACCCUCGUUCGCUGGAUUAUCUGCAGGGCAUGGGCGUCAAGGCGCUUUAUAUCGCAGGAACACCUUGGUUGAACAUGCCUUGGCAAGCCGACAGUUAUUCCGUCAUCGAUUUCACCCUAUUCGAUCCUCAUUUCGGUACCAUGCAAGAGUGGGUCGAUCUGAUCGACGAGAUGCACCGACGGGACAUGUACAUUAUUGCGGACUUUACCGUCGGAACUAUGGGAGACUACAUCGGUUUCAAGGGCCACUUGAACUCGUCGACGCCCUUCUCGCUGGACGAGUACGAGGCUCAAUGGAAGCUCCCGCCUUAUGCUCCUUGGGGGAUCGACAAGUACCCGGAUUGGACAUUCGACAACUCGCAGUACAACGAGACUUGUGAAUACCCCGUCUUUUGGCUCGACAAUGGAGAGAUCGUCCCCGUCCCCGCGCAGGGUUGUUACCACUCGGAGUUCGAUCAGUACGGUGAUACCGAAGCUUUCGGUGUCUUCCCGGAUUGGCAGCGUCAGUUGUCCAAGUUCGCCUCGGUGCAAGAUCGUCUUCGUGAAUGGAUGCCCAGUGUCAACGAGAAGCUCCAGAAAUUAAGCUGUCUCGCCAUCCAGGCGCUCGAUCUCGAUGGAAUUCGUAUCGACAAGGCUACUCAGGUCACCGUGCAGGCUUUGGCCGACUGGUCCGAACACGUCCGACAGUGUGCCGUCGAUGUCGGCAAGAACAACUUCUUCAUCCCCGGAGAAGUCACCGGAGGAGACACUUUCGGUGCCUUGUACUACGGACGAGGACGAACUCCUGGGCAGUUGCCCGAUUUCCAACAGGCGACAACGAUGAAGACGGCCGACGACCAGUUCUUCUUGCGUGACCGUGGUGUCAACUCGCUUGACUCGGCCGCGUUCCACUACUCCGUCUAUCGUUCGCUCGCCCGAUUCUUGGGAAUGGACGGAAACUUGCAGACGGCCUAUGAUAUUCCUGUCAACUUUGUCGACGCGUGGUCGAUGAUGGUCAUCACCAACGAUUUCUUGAACCCAAACACCGAGGUCUUUGACCCGAGGCAUCAGUACGGGACUACCAACCAGGACGUGUUCAGGUGGCCCAGUCUGACCAACGGGACUCACAAGAACGCUCUCGGAAACUUCAUCACCGCGCACGUCUUGCCCGGCCAGCCGCUCUUGUGGUACGGAGAGGAACAGUCGAUGUACCUGUUCGACAACGGAGCCAGCAACUAUUUGUACGGUCGUCAAGCCAUGCCUUCUACCAAGGCCUGGCAGCGUCAUGGAUGCUACAAGAUGGGGUCCUCGCAGUACUACAACAUGCCGUACGACAAGGCUCUGACGGGAUGCGAUGACGACUGGAACUCGCUCGAUCACUUUGAUCCUACUGCCGAGAUUCGCCGUCUCGUCACUCACCUGAACGAGAUGCGAGACAUGUUCCCCACCUUGCGAGACGGUCUCGAUCUGCACCCUCACAACAAUGAGACCCACUACAUCCAGCUUCCGGGUUCCAACAAGACCCAAACCGAAUUGGGUCUCUGGAUUGUCGAGCGAGGACCUAUGGGCUUCCAGACUAACGACACCAUCUUUGGUACGGACGGUAACAAGGUAUUGCUCCUUUACACCAACGAGAACCAGACGAUCAACUACCAGCGAGAUUGUCGACAGGAUGGAUGGCUCAGGACCGCCUUUGCUGCCCCUGUCACCCUGCAAAAUCUGUUCUACCCUUACGAGACGUACCCGUUGCAAGAUUCUACGGAGUCAUUCAACCUCGACAACGCUGCGCCUUACCGAGGGUGUCUGCCAGAUGUCACGAUGGCGCCUUACGAGUUCAAAGCUCUGGUACCGGUCAGCCGAUUUGCUCUGGGAUCCCCCUCGAUGUCCAAGUUCGUACCCGGGCAUGACGCCAGAAUCUUGUCUGAUGACACCAACUCGUUCACCAUCCGAAUCGAGUAUGACCAGACGAUGGAUUGUCCUUCGGUCACCGCGGGAAUCACCGUGACUGGACAGUUUGGUGGUUCGAGCAUGCAACCGAGGUUGACCAACUUCAACUGUCAAAGCUUUACUCCACCUGCCGACGAGAUGCCCGAGAUUGUCGGUGUCGCCCCUUCGGCUUGGUACAUCGAGGCUACCGUUGAGGACGCUCCGGACGGUCUUUACGACAUUCAGGUCGGAAGGGUUAAUGCGCAGAGGGCCGGUGCCCAAACCAUGGCCACUGACCAUCUUCUGGUGCGAAAAGGAACCGCGGAGAACGCCAUGGUUUUCACCGACGCUGCCGACUACAGCGAUUCGAUCUUGAGCGAGAGCAACGGAGAGUACACCAUCACCCACGCCUCGCCUGGUGCAGACAAGUUCAGGUACUCGGCCGAUUUCGGUCAGACCUGGACCGCUUGGACCGACUACGAAGCCACUACUACUGCCAACGCUACCCUCUUCGAGGACAAGUGGUGGGACGGUCACCAUGUCGAGGUUCAGUACUGGUCCGCUAUCGCCGGGUCCGCCUCGGUCGUCGUCCACGGAGACGCUGGCUGGGAAGGCCGACGACGUUUCCCUCAGCUCUUGGUCCGAGGAGAGUACAAUCAGUGGGGUUUCGACUCUGGUGUCAAGUCUGCUAUGAAGAACGACGACAAGGGUCUCUGGUCCAUGCCGUUCAUGUCCACCUGGCCCGCCUAUGUCCAGCUCAACGUUUACGGCUUUGACGACUACUUCUACGGUGACACCGACAUGGACGGGAUCAUCGAUCGUCUCCCUCCCAACGCUUUGUCGCCCAACUACUUGAACAUCUCGACUCCCCCUAUGCCUCAUGUCUCGUGGACCUUGUUCCUGGAUGACAAGAGCGGAGAAUGGUACAUCAUUCCUCGAGGACACUAUGCGGCCGCUGUCGCGCUUUUCGCAUUGCUAUUGUCUAUCCCUCCUAUCACCGCUUUCAUCGCCGCCGCCAUCUUCCGAUACUCGUUCUAUGCCAUCAAGAUCAACAAAUGGGGUGUCAAGCCUGCCAAGGCGGCCAGCUACUUCCAGCUGGGCCGGGAAAAGAAGGCGGACGCGGGCGCCGAGAUUGUCGGAGGGGCCAUGGCCAUCAGCGAAAAGAAGGAAAAGCAUCCUACCAAGCCGAUCGGUUGGCCCGAAGUGCCUGGCAAGCGAAGAAAGGUCUUGAUCGCCACCCUCGAAUACGAAAUCAUCGACUGGAAGCUCAAGGUCAAGAUUGGAGGUCUCGGAGUCAUGUCUUCGCUCAUGGGUAAAGCCAUGAGCGAUUGUGACCUUAUCUGGGUCGUUCCCAAGGUCAAGGAUAUUGAGUACCCCCAGGGAGACUAUGCGGAACCCAUCGAAGUCAUCAUCUUUGGUGAACCCUACUUGAUCGAGGUCGAGACCCAUCAGCUGGACAACGUCACCUACGUCAUCCUCGACAGUCCCGUCUUCCGAGCUCAGACCAAGGCUGACCCUUACCCGCAGCGAAUGGAUGAUCUCAGUUCCGCCAUCUUCUACUCGACUUGGAACCAGGCAAUUGCCGAGACGAUCCGUCGUAACCCGGUCAUUGACAUUUACCACAUCAACGAUUACCACGGCGCUUUGGCUCCGCUCUACUUGCUGCCUAAGAUCCUCCCGACCUGUCUCUCGUUGCACAACGCCGAGUUCCAGGGUCUUUGGCCUCUUCGAACCAAGGAGGAAAUGAAGGAAGUCUGCGCUGCGUUCAACAUCCCCAAGGAGGUCUGUACCAAGUAUGUGCAAUUCGGAAACACCUUCAACUUGCUCCACGCGGGUGCCAGCUUCAUCAGUCUUCACCAGAAGAGUAUCGGUGUUGCCGGUGUGUCCGACAAGUAUGGAAAGCGAUCUUGGGCUCGUUACCCGGCUUUGUGGACUUUGAAAAACAUCGACUCGCUUCCGAACCCCGAUCCUACAGACAUCGCCGCCCUGGACGAGCAGCCCAUCGCUGUCGACAAGAUUACGGUCGAUGAGGGCGCCGAGUCUAAGCGACCCGAAGACAAGCGGUUGGCGCAAGAAUGGGCUGGAUUGAAGCAAGACCCCAACGCCGAGCUGUUCGUAUUCGUCGGUCGAUGGUCCAAGCAGAAGGGUGUCGAUUUGAUUGCGGACGUUAUGCCUUCAAUCCUCGACAAGAAGCCCAAGGUCCAGCUCAUCACCGUCGGACCCGUUAUCGACUUGUACGGUCGAUUCGCUGCCGAAAAGCUUGCCCGUCUGAUGGAGCUCUACCCGGACCGAGUCUUCUCCAAGCCCGAAUUCACCGCAUUGCCACCCUACUUGUUCUCGGGAGCCGACUUUGCCUUGAUCCCUUCGCGAGACGAACCUUUCGGUUUGGUCGCAGUAGAAUUCGGACGAAAGGGAGCUCUCGGUGUAGGUGCUCGGUUGGGAGGUUUGGGUCUGAUGCCUGGUUGGUGGUUCCCUGUCGAGAGUAGUGCCACCGAGCACAUGCUCUCACAGUUGACCAAGACCAUCAAGUUGGCCUUGCGAUCAACACAGGAAGAGCGAGCCAUCUUGCGAGCUCGAUCUGCUGUUCAGCGUUUCCCUGUCGUCGAAUGGCGUCAGCGAUUGGAGGAUUUCCAGAAGAGGAGUAUUGCUGCGAGCCGAAGCCUGGCUGGAGAGAACGCGUACUACUACGACAUGGACCUGACAGGACCUACUGGCCUGUACCAACACCAGAACGACAGUUUGGCCAGCUUGGCCGGUGGCGACUGGCGUAACAGUAUUCAGAGCAUUCCUGACUCGCCUCAAUUGGGCGGCCACCGAGGUUCUGUAACGCCUUCUCCUCUGGCUAGUCCAUCGCUCUCGCAGAACGGCUUCGAGGAUCAGCGAGGCGGGCAUCCUCAGCACGGUGGAUACGCGCAGAACAACGGCUAUUUGACCGCUGAGGAGCCCAACAGGAAAGCCAACCGAGCUUCAGCAGACUCGUUCUAUGAGGAUGACCCUGACAGGCGAUCUGCUCAGGGACAGCAAGUUCCUCCUCUGUAUUACGACCGGGAUCAGAGCCCUUCGGCCGAUGUCAACCCUGCUAACCCUGCUGGACCCAAGUUCUUCACCGGGAACGCCUACUCACCGCACGGUGGAGAUAUCUACGAGGACGACGAGCAAUCUGAGCGUGGUUCGACGGCAGCCAACUCCUAUGUACAGAACAACGGUCAGCCCUACGACAGCUUCUUGGCCGCCGCGAACAGGCAGAUCGCCAAGCAGACCAAGGGUGCGCGGGAUCCAUUCAUGGAGCGAAGGCAAAGCAUGGACAGCCAGGCUGGCUUUGGAUCGCCAUCGCGGCCAUUCACAGCGCACUCUCGGCAGUCGUCCUUUGACUCUAUCUCUUCCAUUAUGGAUGAGAAGGGUGGUUCGUCGCCUCUUAACAAGGCCAUCGUCGACUUUACGGACGCCGACGGUGAGGUCGCUCAGACCUUUGUGCAGAAGCUGCAAAUCCUGUCAGCCGACAAUUCGAAGAACGAUCUAUGUAUCGAGAAGUUCUUGAUGAAGAGCGAGAAAGACUUCUUUGACGUCGUCAAGAAGGGCAAGAUGUCCUCAAUGGCAAGUGUCAAGUCGUCGCGAGAUUCAUUUGUCCAGUCACGAGCUCCCAGCAUCAUCGACGGCUACCGACCAGAGUCACCGUACUCAAUGGGCGCUCAUGAAUCGGCUGAAGGUCACUAUGGCGAAGGAUUCGGGGAUGAUCAGCGGCCAGAGGAUAAGCCGAUGACGCGACUGCAGCGAAUGAUGCAGCGCUCGAUCGGUACCUGGCCUCUGUACACCAUUAUCAUCUCGCUCGGUCAAUUGCUCUCGGCUACUUCUUUCCAACUGACACUGUUGACUGGAAGCAACUCUUCCACCAACGUCGAUCUGUAUAUCAUUGGGGCCAUCUUCUUUGUCGCGUCGAUCUGUUGGUAUGUCCUCUUCAGGAUGAGGCCAUCAGUCUGGGUUCUGGCUUUGCCUUGGUUAUUCUUCGCCGUCGCAUUCUUCUUGAUCGGUCUGCCCUCUUUGCACGGACCCUUCACGGGAGCCCACAAGAUCAUCACCUCGCUCGCGACCUGGUUCUACGCCAUCGCGUCCGCCGCCGGUUUCCUGUUCUUCGGGUGCAACUUCGGUGAAGAAGCUGGUGCCGCCACCGAGGUCUGGGUCUUGCGAGCGUGCAUUGUGCAAGGAUUGCAACAGAUCUGGGUAUCGGCGCUUUGGUACUGGGGAGCUCAGCUUACCGGCAAGGAUCCCGACGACUACGUCUCGCCGCGAUUCCUGAUGUACGUCGUCUGGCCCCUUGCCGUGAUGAGUUUGGCCUUUGCGUACUUGAUGUUCUGGGGUCUUCCGGACUACUACCGUCAAAUCCCGCCUUAUGUCCCCAACUUCUUCAAGACAUUGUUCCGAAGGAAGUUAGUCAUCUGGUUCUUAAUUGCGGAAGUUCUCCGAAACUACUGGCUAAGUGCACCCUACGGUCGAAACUGGGCUUACUUAUGGAGCAACGUCCAAGUACCUACUUGGGCUAUCGUCGUCAUGAUCGCGAUCUUCUUUGUCGGAAUCUGGGGUCUCUUGAUGGGUCUCCUGAUUCACUACUCCAAGAUUCACUCGUGGUUACUCCCCGUCUUUGCCGUCGGUCUCGGAUGCCCCAGGUGGUGUCAGAUGUGGUGGGGAGUUUCUGGUGUCGGUCUUUACGUACCCUGGGGAGGAGUCGCCGGACCCUACUUGGGUACCUGCUUAUGGCUCUGGCUCGGUGUACUUGAUGCCAUUCAAGGUGUGGGUCUCGGUAUGAUCCUGCUGCAGACCUUGUCGAGGUUGCACGUCUGUGCGACGCUCGCCCUCGCGCAGAUGGUCGGUUCGAUCGUGGCCAUUAUCGCUCGAGCUACGGCUCCGGACAAGAACGGACCCGGAGGCGUGUUCCCCAACCCGUCACUAUGGGACAUCAACGGCACCGGGGAUAACAACCCGCUAGCCGAAUGGGCCUUCUGGGUAGCAUUGAUCUGUCAGAUCAUCAUCGUCAUUGGCUACUUUGUCUUCUUCCGAAAGGAACAGUUGAGCAAGCCAUAAUCGGACUUGGACUCUCUUUAUACCUCUAUACUCUCACGACAACAGAAAAAGACAUCACGAUACCUCUUGCAUGACAACCUCCCAAUCACCCUUGCGGCUGCCCACCCGGCAAAGGACACAUCCUCAUACCUCUCCGCCUCUCUUUUUGAGAUUGACCCCCCGGACCUCAUCAUCGAUCCCGGCACGUUCCUUUUCUCUUCGUCUCCUUCUUUCACGUUCUGCAUUAUACGAUUCAUAAACCCGCUAUCGAUGAUCGAUCGGGAUUGGAAUGGCGCGAAGGCUGGGCGUCUUCUCUUAGAUGGUCUUUUACAUUCCUCUACCCAUGUAUCAAUUCCCAAUGGACAUUAUUCUUAUCAGACUAGUCAUGAUCGG
Molecule: messenger RNA, 8135 nt
Organism: Filobasidium floriforme
Lineage: Eukaryota; Fungi; Basidiomycota; Tremellomycetes; Filobasidiales; Filobasidiaceae
Product: putative alpha-glucan synthase
Exons: 14
Coding region: 447-7763 (2438 amino acids)
Biological process (GO): fungal-type cell wall (1->3)-alpha-glucan biosynthetic process
Cellular component (GO): fungal-type cell wall
Molecular function (GO): alpha-1,3-glucan synthase activity
Source: RefSeq, a predicted model, not a curated record